CAUCCUGGUCCCCUGAGGUCUUGGCACCCGGCCCUCAGCCGGGGUUAAACAUUAGUAGCAGAUUAUCAGUCCAGGGUCCGGGGAGGGUGGAAUUCCACUUUCCCAGCGUCUCCUCUGCUGGAGCCACCUGUGCCCACCCCUGCCAGACAUGCCCGCGGAGGAGUUUGUGGCCGGCUGGAUCUCUGGCUGUGAGCCCUGAGGCCAGCUGCGCUGUCGCCCUGGCCCAGCAUCUGAGUGACAUUCCUCUUUGGGAGAAAGAGACAUCAGAACUCGCCUUCCGGGGUUGUGACCUCUCCAAAGCUCCAGGACCAGCUUCUGCUAAGUAGGGCAGGACCAGGAGGAGCUCUGGGCUUGGUCCUGGGACACCCCUUUGAUACUGUGAAGGUGCGGCUGCAGACCCAGACCACGUACCGGGGCAUCGUCGACUGUAUGGUCAAGACUUACCGCCAUGAGUCGCUCCUGGGCUUCUUCAAGGGGAUGAGUUUCCCCAUCGCCAGCAUAUCUGUGGUCAACUCCGUCCUGUUUGGGGUCUACAGCAAUGCCCUGCUGGCGCUGACAGCCACCUCCCACCAGGAACGGCGGGCCCAGCCGCCCAGCUACACACACGUCUUCAUAGCCGGCUGCACCGGGGGGUUCCUGCAGGCCUACUGCUUGGCUCCUUUUGAUCUCAUCAAAGUCCGGCUGCAAAACCAGACAGAGCCCAGGGAGAAGCCGGGGAGCCCCCCACCGCGGUACCGGGGCCCCGUUCACUGUGCCGCCUCCAUCCUCCAGGCCGAGGGGCCCCAGGGGCUGUUCCGGGGAGCCUGGGCCCUGACUCUGAGGGACACCCCCACCCUGGGAAUCUACUUCGUCACCUACGAAUGGCUGUGUCGCCAACUCACACCGGAGGGCCAGAACUCCAGCUCAGGCACAGUGCUGGUGGCAGGGGGCUUUGCCGGCAUCAUCUCCUGGGUCGCCGCCACCCCGUUAGACGUGAUCAAGUCCCGGAUGCAGAUGGCGGGGCUGAAGCAGAGAGCCUACCUGGGGCUGCUGGAUUGCAUAGUGAGCAGUGCCCGGCAGGAAGGACUGGGGGUCUUCUUCCGGGGGCUCACCAUCAACAGUGCCCGCGCCUUUCCAGUCAACGCCAUCACCUUCCUUAGCUACGAGUACCUCCUUCUCUCCUGGGGGUGAGCCAGGCUGGGUGACUCUGGCAGCUCCCCGGCAGGACCACCGCCCACCUACCCAGACUGGAGGCCAGGCUGAGAGCACUGGCUUGUGGGUCUGAUGCAGAGGGUGACUUUAUCAAGUCACCUCCAUUGCUCAGAUCAGACGGGGCUGGGGAGAUGGCAUGGGACCAGGAAGCCUGGGGUCCCUGGCGCGCCCCUCCCCUCCCUGCAAAGUCCAAGGCUGGCCCGGGCCUCUCAGCAGCACGUGCCCUGAUUCCUUUGCUUCCUGAAUCUGAGAAGUUAACUCAGAGCCAGCAGUGCUGGUGACAUUCCGCUCCCCCCAGAUCCUGUGACUUCGCCCCUUUAAGAGCUGCUUGGUGCUAACCACCCUCCCUGGAUUCGAGUGAGGAGAUCCUCAUUCACUCCCCGCCUCACUUCCCUUCAAACCUCUCUGUGCAGGACUUGAGGGUAGCCUUUAUGCCUCCUCUAGUCCAGAAUCCUUCAGUGACUCCGUCACUUUCAGGAAAAGGCCCCCACCCCAUCCCCUGCCCCCCAACUUUCCUCUCCCUCCCUUCUCAGCAGCCCAGUCCUGCUUGAGGUCCCUGAACAAGCUGUACUCUCUCAUGGCCUCCCACCUAGAAGGUUCCUUUCCUCUCAGUCAGCAGUGGGCAGUGCUUGCAGGCUGACUCCCCCAUCCCAGGGCUGAGCUACCUCCAACCUGGGCCAUGUGCUGUCUCCUGAAGUCCUUCCUCAGCUCGCCUCCCCCUGCCCGGAACUGACCCUGAGGUUUCCAGACCUUUCUGCUCAUCCCCAUGCCUCGAUCACAGCCUUGGCCUGUACUUAAUCAUGGUUGCGGGUUUGCUUCUUGGCUUCCCAAUUAGACUGGGUGCUCUUUGAGGUCAAGGGUCAUAUUUCUGGUUGUUUCCCAGCACGGAGCCCCAUGCUUGAAGGAACCUGAUAAAUGCUUGUGAAAUGAAGUGCACGCCCAACCUCCAUCCACCACUCCAACCACUACAUCCCUGCCCCCCCGCCCCCCACACCCUCUUACUCCUUCCACUGAGAGAGCCCCUCACCCGGCCCCUCUUGGGGUCUCCAGCGGUGCAGUGUCUGCCUUGCCCACUCCCAUCGAGGGCACUUGUUUUCUUCACAAUCUCUAUUGCCAAGGGGGAGUUUAAAAACU
Odocoileus virginianus texanus is the source of this 2325-nucleotide messenger RNA. Lineage: Eukaryota; Metazoa; Chordata; Mammalia; Artiodactyla; Cervidae. The record is from RefSeq and is a predicted model, not a curated record.